UGACCUUGCCCAUGAAGAUGAUCGGUGAUUUGACUUUUCUCAUGAAGAUCAACGGUGACUUGACUUUGCCCAUGAAGAUGAUCGGUGAUUUGACUUUUCUCAUGAAGAUCAACGGUGACUUGACCUUGCCCAUGAAGAUGAUCGGUGACUUGACUUUGCUCAGGAAGAUCAACGGUGACUUGACUUUGCUCAGGAAGAUCAACGGUGACUUGACUUUGCUCAUGAAGAUCAACGGUGACUUGACUUUGCUCAUGAAGAUCAACGGUGAUUUGACUUUGCUCAUGAAGAUGAUCGGUGACUUGACUUUGCUCAUGAAGAUGAUCGGUGACUUGACUUUGCUCAGGAAGAUCAACGGUGAUUUGACUUUUCUCAUGAAGAUGAUCGGUGAUUUGACUUUGCUCAUGAAGAUCAACGGUGACUUGACUUUGCUCAUGAAGAUCAACGGUGACUUGACUUUGCUCAUGAAGAUCAACGGUGACUUGACUUUGCUCAGGAAGAUCAACGGUGACUUGACCUUGCCCAUGAAGAUCAACGGUGACUUGACUUUGCUCAUGAAGAUCAACGGUGACUUGACUUUGCUCAUGAAGAUCAACGGUGACUUGACCUUGCCCAUGAAGAUGAUCGGUGAUUUGACUUUGCUCAUGAAGAUCAACGGUGACUUGACUUUGCUCAUGAAGAUCAACGGUGACUUGACUUUGCUCAUGAAGAUCAACGGUGACUUGACUUUGCUCAGGAAGAUCAACGGUGACUUGACCUUGCCCAUGAAGAUCAACGGUGACUUGACUUUGCUCAUGAAGAUCAACGGUGACUUGACUUUGCUCAUGAAGAUCAACGGUGACUUGACUUUGCUCAUGAAGAUCAACGGUGACUUGACUUUGCUCAUGAAGAUCAACGGUGACUUGACUUUGCUCAUGAAGAUCAACGGUGACUUGACUUUGCUCAGGAAGAUCAACGGUGACUUGACCUUGCCCAUGAAGAUGAUCGGUGACUUGACUUUGCUCAUGAAGAUCAUUGGUGACUUGACUUGUCUCCUGAGGUCUAAUUGUGGUAGUGCUUGA
Molecule: messenger RNA, 1058 nt
Organism: Carassius gibelio (silver crucian carp)
Lineage: Eukaryota; Metazoa; Chordata; Actinopteri; Cypriniformes; Cyprinidae
Product: involucrin-like
Exons: 2
Coding region: 12-1058 (348 amino acids)
Source: RefSeq, a predicted model, not a curated record